AUGGAGUUUCCUCACGAUGCAGAGCACCUCGAAAUCCAAAAGAGACAUCUCGGUGACAAAAGCUCAGCAUCCCAGCCCAAACGUAUCAUCAUCUGCUGUGAUGGUACCUGGCAGUCGGCGGUCUCAGGAGAAAAGAAUGUGCCCUCUAAUGUCACCCGUCUCUGUCGUGCUAUAACCCCCGUCGGGACUGAUACCAGUGGGAAGAAAUGGCAGCAGACUGUAUGGUACGAUUCCGGAGUUGGCACCACUUCCCUCGCCCUCGGUACGGCCAUUGAGGGUGCUACGGGGCAAGGGUUGGAGGGAAAUGUUAUUGAGGCAUACAACUUCUGCGUCUUGAACUAUAAUGUUGGCGACCAGAUCAUGAUCUUUGGAUUUUCGCGCGGCGCUUAUACUGCCCGUACCAUUGCUGGUGUCAUCACGGAUAUCGGACUUUGCAAGAAAAAGGACCUCAACAAGUUCCCUGAACUUUGGACGCUAUACAAGGCCUUCAAAGUCAAUCCUCAAAAUCAAGGCAAGCGAUUCUUCCACAGCGAGCAAUGGUUCAAAUGGUUAUGGGGUAUGGCCGAUGUGGCCCAAGGUGCCGGUGACGACAAGAAAAAGAAUUCAUUGUCACGAAGGGAUGUGGAAUGGGCCCAGGAUGGUUCAAGAAACGUGGAGGUAGUUGGUGUUUAUGACACCGUGGGUGCUAUUGGCAUGCCGGAGAUUGGGGGGUUCAAAAUUCCCCAAUGGAUGCUUUUCUGGCAAGAGAAACCGGGCUGGCAUAAUGUCGGACUGUCAACCCAUAUCAAGCACGCCUUCCAAGCCCUUGCUAUCGAUGAAAGGCGAAAGGCGUUUGAGCCCACCAUAUUCUACGUACCCCCUAAGCCAGAAACCAAUCUGGAGAAGGAGAUGCAAGACAGGGUGAAUCAGGCAAGGGCAAACUGGCAGCAGAAAUUUGAAGAGGCACAAGAGGUGAAGAAAGGGAUCAAGGGAGAGCGUCCAACAGAUGCCGCUGUCAACAAGGCCGCCGCGCAAGCCAACGAGGCUGCGUUGGAUUGGAACACAGCCUUCCGACAGCUAAUCAACCACCGGGACAAAUUACAGCCUGCGACAAAGCUGGCGCAGGUUUGGUUUCCAGGUUACCACAUCAAUAUUGGUGGCGGCUCAACAUCUACGAUGGAGAACCGGGGUAAUAUGGAGGAAAUGUCCAACAUUGCGUAUGCCUGGAUGUUGGAUCAAGUCAAGAAACAUCUGUCACUGGACGAAGAACAAACCAUCGAAGAAUAUCAGCUACGUGAAGAAAUCUUCACCAUGAAUAACGAGAAGCGUGACGCGUGGAACAAGAUGACUGCCGAAGAAUCUUGGGGAGCAUGGGCCUGGCGCCAGUCGUCACAGAUAGCUUCGGCUGUUGUCCACCCACGCACACCUGGUCCGGAGCCACCCUUUAAAAAGCGCCGGUCUUAUGAUUGGGGGGCUGGUCCAAUGGACGAUAGCUUCACCAAGAUGUACUGGCCAAAUGGGGAACAUAUUCGCAUUCCUGGUCGUUACGCUUUCAAGAAUGGCCAGCGUAAGGACCCUCUUGGCGAAACAUUCGAAUACAUCCACCCUGUCGUUCAAUACAGAAUUGAUCGAACACAACAGAUGAAGAAGGCGGGUGAGGAUGUCAUGGAAUAUACGCCCAGGGGACCAAAAUUUAAUCGUCGAUUGGUGGUGGAUAAAGACAGCAAGAAGCCUUUUUAUGUAUGGGAUUUGGAGUAUUCCUUUGACCCCGACCCCAUCACAAUGCGCGAAUGGAGACUGGGUAGUUCGGAUUGUUACGAACGAAAAGCCAUUGUCUGUGAAGCAGCCCGCGAGUGGGUUGGAAAGAUGGACAAGACCCUCAAGACCACAACAACUGGAAUCUAA
This is a messenger RNA of Penicillium macrosclerotiorum, 1884 nucleotides long. RefSeq names its product T6SS phospholipase effector Tle1-like catalytic domain-containing protein. The transcript has 3 exons. The coding region runs from base 1 to 1884 and encodes 627 amino acids. The record is from RefSeq and is a predicted model, not a curated record. NCBI's taxonomy places the organism in Eukaryota, Fungi, Ascomycota, Eurotiomycetes, Eurotiales, Aspergillaceae.